Messenger RNA from Drosophila suzukii, 1140 nucleotides. RefSeq lists its product as uncharacterized. NCBI's taxonomy places the organism in Eukaryota, Metazoa, Arthropoda, Insecta, Diptera, Drosophilidae. The record is from RefSeq and is a predicted model, not a curated record.
GGUCCGCUUUUUGUAUACUAUAUGUUUAAAAAAUUAAAAACUGGAUGUUAAUGUCUGACCCGCUUUUUAAAAAAUCCGCUCCUGAUUCGUCCAUAGCGAAUAUGAAUGCGAAAAUGACAACAAACUCGACUCGAAUCCAAGAAACUGGGUGCGGCGCCGCGUGCCUCAGGAUAAAGACCCACUCACUUUACAUACCGAAAGGAUCGGGGACACAGGAGGAGCAAGGGAGACCUCCCCCAACAAAGGACAACAUGCAUAUGGUUAGUUAGACGAGGCAUGGCCACCUGCUGGUCACACCCAAUCGGUUCGGUUACUUUCGCUUCUCACUAAGAUGGUAACUGCUAAGGUCUGGGCGGGAUUUCGCGGCGCCGGAAUAUGGCCUAAUGACUGUGACAUUUAGGGGCUGGCGUACGGAACUAUGUGCAUGCAAUUACAAAAGUGGACGCAACUCGCUAUAUAAGGCCGAAUCAACGAUCGGUUGCUCGACAAAAAUGCUUGCAAUAUUAUUGAUUCUAAGUAUAAGUGGAGCUAGUGUUCAGGCAGCAGAGUACCGACUGGUGUUUGAGGACCCAGACAUCUACUCGUCAUGUACAGAUGGUCCACAUGGGUCCAUAGGAGUUUACGACGCCUUUAACAUGGAUGACAUGGUAUUCGAUCAGGACGAGGAAGGCAUUCACAUUUCGGGGAAUAUCACAACCAAAUGGGAUUUUCCACGCUCGGAUCGCCUUUCAGCCAGGUUCCAUAUAAUGCACUACGACCGAGGCACUUGGGAACCGACAAUUAUCAACCAUCAUUCACCGGACUUUUGUGCUGUGAUGUUCGAUGAGAAUCUGUUCUGGUUUAAAUAUUGGUUUGGAAACAUCGUUAACCGUGAGGAGCUUCAAGAACAGUGCAUAACUACGAAAGGCACCGUUUGGGUAUUUAAACCGUUCCUUAUGAGUAUGCGCAUUCAAAACAUACUCAUUCCCAAUAUUCGUGGACGCUAUAAAGUUGUGUACACCUUUGAAGCGUUCGACGAAAAUAACAAACGCCAAACACCAUCCUUGUGUUUCGAAAUUAGAGGAGAUGCUGAAAAGAUAAAAUAACAACAAAAACUUCAAAUGAUUUCACUACACUACUGUACAUAUUAAGUAUUUUAAA